Molecule: messenger RNA, 1655 nt
Organism: Mesoplodon densirostris (Blainville's beaked whale)
Lineage: Eukaryota; Metazoa; Chordata; Mammalia; Artiodactyla; Ziphiidae
Gene: CDC42EP5
Product: CDC42 effector protein 5
Exons: 4
Coding region: 422-883 (153 amino acids)
Source: RefSeq, a predicted model, not a curated record
CCGCCCCGUCUGCUGUGUUCUCGGGCGGGCGCACACCCAGUGCCAGCCUCCUCCCCUGGCCCACACUCAGCCCGGCGGGGCCUCAGCUUUUCCACCGCUACUUCCUAGUCCUUUAAAUCCUAGAGGCAAACUUUUGGGGGAUAAGGAAGGCUGGGAGGGACCUACUCCUUAACCCUCUCUGCCCCAGACAGACUGAGCUGGACUGGGCGUGACUCUGUGCCCCUUUGGGCUCCUACCAUGGCCCCCGAGAGGGGCUGACACUUCAGAUCCCGGUGCAGGUGAGAUCCCGCCCGGAGGAAGACGGAAGAAGGCGCGGGCCUGGGACUGGGAGGCGGAGGCGGGCUCCGAACCAAGAAGACGGGGUUCCCAGCUUGAGCCGGAGCCUGAGAGUUUGCCUGCCCAGUUCAGCGGGGACCACGAGAUGCCGGUCCUGAAGCAGCUGGGUCCCGCGCAGCCCAAGAAGCGGCCGGAGCGCGGCGCUCUGUCCAUCUCCGCGCCGCUCGGCGACUUCCGGCACACUUUGCACGUGGGGCGCGGCGGCGACGCCUUCGGAGACAUUUCGUUCCUGAGCCGCCACGGCGGCGGGCCGCCCCCUGAGCCCCGGCCGCCGCCCGCGGGGGCCCCGCGCUCCGCGCCGCCGCCUGCCGUGCCGCAGCCCCCGCCGCCCACCCUCCGCGCGCCAGCGCCCGCCGACCCGCUGCUGUCCUUCCACCUGGAUUUGGGCCCCUCCAUGCUGGACGCAGUGUUGGGCGUCAUGGACGCGGAAAGCCCGGGCGCCGCCGCCGCCAAGCCCGACGUGGACCCCGGCCCCGGGGCGCAGCACCCUAGGGCCCGUUGCCUCCCCAACGCGGACCUCGAGCUGGACGACGUCAUCGGCCUGUAGGCACCCCCAUUCCCUGCGCCCUUAACGUCCAGCGCCCCACUUCUUUAUACAUAAACCGACAAGCAGUGUUGGCUGCGCGCCGCCGCCGCCUGCCGGACGCGGCCUCGGGCCCGGCACGGCUGUGACCCCGUGAGCUCCGCGUCUCCAGUGGACCCAGCCCAGGCGAGCUGUCCUUUACCCCGGCAGCGGCCGCACAGGAAAAGUGGCCGGGAAGAGGCGUGGUCCCCGUAGAAAAGGGACGCCCCAAAGAUGUGUCAUCCCGAGGGCGACAGUUGCGUCCCAAACCCGGGCUACGAAGUUCGUUCUGAGCCUACAGGCGUCCGGUUGUCCCGCGGAGGUCGCGGCCCAACGAGGGCCCGGAGGGGCGUGACAGCACAUGCAAAUCAUUAGGCGUGCGGGGUGUGCGAGCCAGGCUUGUCAGGGGCCAAGAGGGCGCGGGGCCGUAUCGUUAAAGCACUGGACUAGGGACGGGGCCAGGUUCUCUAAGGAGCAAGAGUGGCGGGGCCGCACUUGUAAAUCAUUAGCGGAGCCAAGCUCGCUAAGGGGACAGAAGAGGCGGGGCCGCACCUGUAAGACCUGUAAGGUAUUUGAAUCGGGGGCGGGGCCGCAUAUGUAAAUUAUUGGGGCCGGGCUCGGGGCCACAGAUAAAAACCGCUUGGCUGCAAGGAUCAGGCGCCCCCAGGGCACCGCGGAGGGCGGUCUCACGCGCGAGGUGCUUUCCAGGUCGGGGCGGGGCCUGAGCCUCGACCGUGACGUCACAGCUGUGCCUGGC